AUGAUCCGAAAAGCCUCAUCAUCAAGAAAUAAUAAUUAUUUUCAUCUGUCCAAAGAUAACACAUCAUUAAAAUCUGCUCAGGGUGAUGAUGAAUGUAUCACUGAAAACAAUUCAUUACAACAAGAGAUUCAAUCACUCACAAGAGUAUUGAAUGCGUGGAAGUUCCCAAACGGUCCUCUUUAUCAAAAAACUGAGUCCACUAUAGUGUUCGGAACACAACCAUCAAAUCCUUCAUCACUUAUCUCAAACCAUUACAAGGCCAAACUCCAGACAAAUCCACAAAAUGGACCUUUGCCGAUCAAUAUGUAUGAAGAUUUCCGCCUUCAAUUAGAAAAAAAGAAUAGUUGGAAUAGCAUGACAUCUGGCAGAUGGAAGCUGACAUCCAAACAGUACGAAGAAAACAAAAAGUGGAGUCCUCGUAUUCGAGAAUUCGUUGCAGACUACAGAUCUCAUUGGGGACUGAAUUCUUUGACUAAUGAGUUCACAGAUCAUGUCUAUUAUGAACCUAAUUGGAACGUUCUUGCCAAAUGCCCAAGCAAUGAAAAAGAUUAUGAAACAUCGUUGACCAUCAAUCCAUUGACUGGAAAACGAAAACAAUUAGGAGUAUAUGUUGUCAUGACAGAUUUUUCAAAAAACAAAGUUCACAGGGAAGGUGAAUUUGAUCGUGGUAUACGAAUUGAUUUAUAUGGAGCUAUUAUUAAUUGGAAAGAUAAUGUUUUCAAACACUUUCCACACCCUUUCAUCAUUUUUCAUUAUGGAAAAUUAUUGGAAGCAGUGAAACAAUUUGUUGAAAUGGAAUUGGCACCGCUUAACAUGACAGUAACAUUUGUUGAAAUUUCAACACAGACAUUUUUGAAAAGAAACACUGACGGAAAACCAUGGAGAAAUGCAGAUAUUAACUACAAACAUUUUUGGGGAAUGAACAAGUUUUAUACUCAUGACCUCUUUGCUCAUCCACUGAUGAAAGGUUUCGAAUAUUAUAUGAGAUUUGAUGAUGAUUUUCGAUUGAUGGAACCUUUCAAAUACGAUAUUUUCAAAUUUAUGGAAGAAAACAAUUUACAAGUUGGUUAUUCAUGCUUGGGAAUGCCAGAUCAUGCAAGUGGUUUUUGGUCCGGUCAUUUACAUGAAAGAAUUUGGUCCUAUUUUUUAAGACAAGGAGUUUUACCGUUGGAGGAAAUGAAAACUGCCGGAAAAUGGGGACAAGCUGACACUAUUCAUG
Messenger RNA from Naegleria lovaniensis, 1219 nucleotides. RefSeq lists its product as uncharacterized. Lineage: Eukaryota; Heterolobosea; Eutetramitea; Acrasida; Naegleriidae. The record is from RefSeq and is a predicted model, not a curated record. Gene Ontology annotation, molecular function: mannosyltransferase activity. Gene Ontology annotation, cellular component: membrane. The transcript has a single exon. The annotation marks the transcript as partial.